Ceratosolen solmsi marchali is the source of this 896-nucleotide messenger RNA. Its product is annotated as chymotrypsin-2-like. The transcript has 4 exons. Gene Ontology annotation, molecular function: serine-type endopeptidase activity. The record is from RefSeq and is a predicted model, not a curated record. NCBI's taxonomy places the organism in Eukaryota, Metazoa, Arthropoda, Insecta, Hymenoptera, Agaonidae. Gene Ontology annotation, biological process: proteolysis. Bases 80 to 850 code for a protein of 256 amino acids.
AUUAAGGAUUAUUCUAAUCAACCAUUGAAUAGAAUUAUAUUAACCAAACGCUGAAAUAUUCUAUCAUUCAUUUGGUACAAUGAAUCUUAUAAAUUUAAUAUAUUUCUCUUUAACUUUUAUAAUUGGUAUAUCAGCCAAACACGUGAAGAUCGUCGGUGGAUAUAAAGUCGAUAUAGUAGAUUUUCCAUAUGCAGUUUCGCUUAGAUAUUUCAAACAGAAUCAGCACUUUUGUGGUGGCUCGAUCAUUAGCGAAUGGCAUAUUCUUACGGCAGCACAUUGUUUAUAUAAGAAGGAGCAUCGAUAUCACAAUAUGAAAAUAUAUACGGGCUCGGUUAGUACAAUGAGAGCGAACGGAACAAAUUUUGACAUUGGAAAUGUUUUCAUUCAUCCGCAGUAUCGCUUGGUACAAUCGGAACAUAUAAUCGAACAUCAUGAUAUUGCCAUUAUCGUGACAACAGCAAUGAUUCAUUUUAAUGAAUUUCAACAAAAAAUAAAACUGCCCAGUACGCCCGUUAUUGCUGAUAAAGUUGGCAUUCUUGUUGGUUGGGGAGCAACAAACUUUAAUUCCACCCAGGCCGCCAAUGAAUUACAAUUCCUAGAAAUGGCAAUAUUUGAUAAUAUGUUUUGCGCGAAAUUUUUGUUCUUUACUUUACAAGAUGAACAAUUCUGCGCCUUUCAUAAUGAAAAUGCUGGCGCAUAUGUGGGUGACAGUGGCACUCCACUAACAAUUAACGAUGAGGUCGUCGGUAUCGUAUCAUUUUCUUGUGGAUGCAAUGAAGCCUAUCCAGACAUAUAUACCAAAAUAUAUUCUUAUUUAGAUUUUAUAAACGAUAUUAUAAUGAAAAAAUAAUUUUUACACUUGUUUUUUACAAACAAUAUCCUACUUGGCUUAUAUC